Messenger RNA from Rotaria sp. Silwood2, 1002 nucleotides. The record is from the annotation of a GenBank genome assembly. Lineage: Eukaryota; Metazoa; Rotifera; Eurotatoria; Philodinida; Philodinidae.
AUGAAAGUCUUCAUUGCUCUUUGUGUCCUCUUCGUAGGCGCUUAUUGUGCUCCUGUACUUGAUAAUCAACUUGGCAAUGAAUGGGCAUUAUUCAAAAGUGUCUAUCAAAAACAAUAUAAUACAACUGAAGAAGAAAAUAUUCGUCAAAAGAUUUGGGAAAGAAAUCUUGCCAAAAUUCAUCAACAUAAUCUUGAAGCUGAUCUUGGCAUUCAUACUUAUACAUUAGGAAUGAACCGAUUUGGUGAUUUGACUAAUGAACAGUUCAGACAACAAAUGAAUGGAUUUAAAGCAUUAAAAAUAAAAAACAAUCAUGAUCGCCACACAUUCAUAGCUCCAUCAAAUAUUGUCCUUCCAAAGUCUAUCGAUUGGCGUAAAGAAGGUUAUGUAACACCAGUCAAAGAUCAAGGACAAUGUGGUUCAUGUUGGGCUUUUUCAGCCACUGGCGCGCUUGAAGGUCAACAUUUUGCCAAGACAAAAAAACUUAUUUCACUUUCAGAACAAAACUUAGUUGAUUGCUCAGAUUUUGUUGGUAACAUGGGUUGUUGGGGUGGCUUAAUGGAUCGUGCCUUUCAAUAUAUCAAAAUUAAUGAAGGUAUUGAUACUGAAGAUAGCUAUCCAUAUGAAGGUGUUGAUCGUCUAUGUCGAUUCGAAAGCGCUAAUAUUGGUGCCAUUGAUACUGGAUAUAUUGAUAUCACAGCUCAGAAUGAAGAUGAUCUUCAACUUGCUAUUGCUAUCAUUGGUCCUAUUUCAGUUGCUAUUGAUGCAUCACAAGAUUCAUUUCAAUUUUAUAAAUCGGGUGUUUACAAUGAACCAGCUUGUUCAUCAACAAAACUUGAUCAUGGUGUUUUAGCUGUUGGUUAUGAUACAACAAGUUCAAAUGAUUAUUAUAUUAUAAAAAACUCAUGGGGUACAUCAUGGGGUAUGGAAGGAUAUAUUUGGAUGAGUCGAAACAAUAAAAACCAAUGUGGUAUUGCUACCAUGGCUAGUUAUCCUCUUAUUUGA